Molecule: messenger RNA, 1865 nt
Organism: Penaeus indicus
Lineage: Eukaryota; Metazoa; Arthropoda; Malacostraca; Decapoda; Penaeidae
Product: R-spondin-1-like
Exons: 4
Coding region: 97-900 (267 amino acids)
Source: RefSeq, a predicted model, not a curated record
AUACCAAAAAAAAAAACUAAAAAAAACGUCCAUUUUUUUUUCUUUUUCUUUUUUUUUUUUUUUGUUUCUUUCUCGCUAUCGACACGAACUUUCAAAAUGGUCGCCGUUCAAGUCCUCCUCAUGAAUUACUUCCUCCUUGGCCUCCACACCGACCACCAACUGCCCAAUGACGUCAUCUUGCCAGGUAAGAACCCCAUUCUUACCAAUGACGUCACAGGUACAGACAUAGCCGUGGACGUCAGGUGCCCCUACGGCUGCGAACAGUGUUCGCCCAUCAACGGGUGUCUGGCCUGCAAGCCGCCCUUCUACCUCCUCCUGCGGCGCGACGGCCCCCGGCAGACGGCGACCUGCACGAGGGCGUGUCCCAGGGGCUUCUACAAGAUCAAGAGAAAAAAGAAACGAGGAUUUUGUGCAAAAUGCAUGUUGCGAGGUUGCGAGGAAUGCUCCACCAGACACUACUGCUCCGUCUGCAAGACGGGCAAGUUCCGCCACGCCGGCCGCUGCUACAAGCGCUGCCCCGAGGGCACGCUCAUCAGCCCGCGCUCGCCGGGGCUCUGCCUGCCGGCGCCGCUGCCCGUGCCCGACGUCUACAACGAGAUCGAGGUGACCAACGCCACGACGCCCUCCCCCGCGCCCUCCCCCCCCGGGCCCCCGACCAACGCCACGUCCACCGAGAGGACCACCAAGAGGACGAGGAAGAGGAGGAAGAGGAAGCGCAGGAAGGAGAAGGGCAAGGGAGGACGGCACAGCGGCAGGAGACACAAGUCCAGGAGACACCAGCAGCGAGGGCGGCACCGGAGGGGAAGGGCGAGAGAGCGGAGACGGAAAAAAGAGGAGGAGGCGAAGGAGGGACUAAGGACGACGAUGGCGAACGCGACCGAAGCGCCGGCGAGUCAGUGAGCGAAGCGCGCGUGGGUCGUCCGCUUCUUCGAGAGGUUCUUCGUCUGUCUCGCCCGCUUGUGAGAAGAGGGGUUCUCUUUAAUCUCGCUUCAGACAGUGCUCGUGAGGCAAAGGUACUCGAGAAAAAAAGGUAUCUAAACUUUAUCCCGUUCAGUCGGUGCUCGUGAUGAAAAGAAAAAGAAAAGUGAACGAGAGAAGGUACCAAUCUUAUCUCGUUCAGUUAGUGCUCGUGAGAACAAAAAAAGGUACCCGAAAAAACACCUUUAUCUCUUUUCAGCCAGCACUCACGAGAAAUGUAUCCCUUAGAGAAAGUACCUAUUUCAUCUCGCCCACUUGGUACGCGUUACCAGUCAACACGACACGGACGUCUCUCCUCAAUACCUAGGUGCUGGUAACAGGUGUUCUGCCUUUGCGCUAACGGUGAUGUGCAAAACGAGUGCUCUCUUUACAUACGACGUGCGUUAAUUGCCUCCAGGCUAACCCGACGUCCUGACUGGCUGCAGUAAACGAGGCAGAUUCGUGGCUUCUAACCGGAGUGCCGAGGAAAUGUGUUCGUGGGAAAUCAACAUAAAGGAAACUUUGACAAACAGAAAAAAAACGCUUGAUAUUUUUCCUCUGAGAACUUACAGAAAACCACGACAAAAAAUAAAGGAAAAAAUCUUAGAUAACGGAAAAAAUAGUAAGAAAUAAAACAAGAACAUUGAUAGUCCUCCACUAAAAAUAAAAAAUAAAAAUCUUAGAAGUCACACACUUACCUUGCCUGCUCUCGCCAACUCUCUCCCUCUGUGUCGCGUGCACCACAAAGCUCUCGCUAAUUUAUUACAUCACAACGUUCCUAAGUGUUUGGUAAGAUUAACCCCUUUGUAACUGCUCUCUUCCCCUCUCUUUCUCUCUCUUUCUUAUGUCUUCUCUCUCUCUCUUCUCUUUCUUACUCUCUCUCUCUCUUUCUCUCUUUCUCCUUCGCU